CUACUGCAUACUCCAACUCCGUUUCCUUCCAGUCGCUGAUUGGCUGUCAGUGUUUCAGCGGCUGGUUUCUAUUGGUCUGCGGGCUCCCCUGUCAGACCGGGCCGGUGAGCGCUUCUGCCGCCGGCCUGUUCCGUACAGCAGUACCGUAACAUGGAGCCGCCUCCAGGGCCUUGCUCCUCCCCCCCGGGGCCCCGGCCCGUGCCUCCUCCCCGCAGGGGCUCCAUGGAACGCCGGCCCCUGAGUCCCCUCAAGAGAGGAGGUGAGCAGCUGGGUGCCUGGGAGGCUGCGGGAGAUGGAGGAGUCAGGGGGAGCAAACCAGGGGCCACAGUCACCCAGAGAGUGCUGAUAGUAAUGCAGAGCCAGGAGAUCGCCCUGCCUGCUGCUGGGAACAGUCAUGAGAGUGCCCCUGUAACAAGACCCCCGAGAUCACCACCGGAGAGCGCCCCGAAAUCAUGGGCUCCACCACCAGAGACCGCCUCGAAAUGGGCUCCACCACCAGAGACCGCCUCGAAAUCAUGGGUGCCACCACCAGAGACCACCCCCAGGUCAGGAGCACCACCACCAGAGACCGCCUCGAAAUCAUGGGCUCCACCACCAGAGACCGCCUCGAAAUCAUGGGUGCCACCACCAGAGACCGCCUCGAAAUCAUGGGCUCCACCACCAGAGACCACCCCCAGGUCAGGAGCACCACCACCAGAGACCGCCUCGAAAUCAUGGGCUCCACCACCAGAGACCACCCCCAGGUCAGGAGCACCACCACCAGAGACAGCCCCGAAAUCAUGGCCACCACCACCAGAGACAGCCCCGAAAUCAUGGCCACCACCACCAGAAUCCUCCCCGAAAUCAUGGGCGCCACCACCAGAGAAUGCCCCGAAAUCAUGGCCACCACCACCAGAGACCACCCUCAGAUCAGGAGUGCCUCCACCAAAGAGCCCCCUGAAAUCAUGGGCACCACCACCAAGGAGUCCCCCAAAAUCAUGGGCGCCACCACCUGAUAGCCCCUCAAGAUCAGGAUUGCCUCCACCACCAGAGACCACCCUGAGAUCAGGAUUGCCUCCACCACCAGAGACCACCCUGAGAUCAGGAUUGCCUCCACCACCAGAGACCACCCUGAGAUCAGGAUUGCCUCCACCACCAGAGACCACCCUGAGAUCAGGAUUGCCUCCACCACCAGAGACCACCUUGAGAUCAGGAUUGCCUCCACCACCAGAGACCACCCUGAGAUCAGGAUUGCCUCCACCACCAGAGACCACCCUGAGAUCAGGAUUGCCUCCACCACCAGAGACCACCCUGAGAUCAGGAUUGCCUCCACCACCAGAGACCACCCUGAGAUCAGGAUUGCCUCCACCACCAGAGACCACCCUGAGAUCAGGAUUGCCUCCACCACCAGAGACCACCCUGAGAUCAGGAUUGCCUCCACCACCAGAGACCACCCUGAGAUCAGGAGCUCCACAACGAGUACAGAACCAGGGCACUUCACAAGUGGAACCACCAGGCGGGGCUCAGGGACACUCUUAUUUUCAGAGCACCCAAAAGAAGAACCCCGUCAUAACAGGAGGAAGGCCUCCAUUCCAUACUAUGAUACAGGACUGGGCAGUAUCGCCAUCUCAGAGUGUGCCAAUACAGAACCAGCUGGUGUCACCGCCUCAUGACACAGACACUAGAGGGACAUCACCCUGGGCAGAGGAGUUAGGGCCCAGUUCAGGGGCUUCCUCUCAUUGUCCAGAGGCUCAGGGCUGCACUACAACUCAUGACAGUCCACUGUUGCAGCAAGGAGAUGGCACAAGGGUACAGGAGGACUCUGCUACCCAUAGCGUGUGUCAGUCUGGGUACACAGUAACUGAUGGUGACAUGAAGAGCGGCCUGACCAUGACACCAGAACACAUGAACUCCCUAGCCAAACAACCAAAAGACGUGAUGAGCGCCCCGGCCUUACCACCAGAACAUGUGAAGAGCGCUCUGGCCUUACCACCAGAAGAUGUGAUGAGUGUCCUGGCCUUACCACCAGAAGAUGUGAUGAGUGUCCUGGCCUUACCACCAGAAGAUGUGAUGAGUGUCCUGGCCUUACCACCAGAAGAUGGGAUGAGUGUCCUGGCCUUACCACCAGAACAUGUGAAGAGCGCCCCGGCCUUACCACCAGAACAUGUGAAGAGCGCCCCGGCCUUACCACCAGAACAUGUGAAGAGCGCCCCGGCCUUACCACCAGAACAUGUGAAGAGCGCCCCGGCCUUACCACCAGAACAUGUGAAGAGCGCCCCGGCCUUACCACCAGAACAUGUGAAGAGCGCCCCGGCCUUACCACCAGAACAUGUGAAGAGCGCCCCGGCCUUACCACCAGAACAUGUGAAGAGCGCCCCGGCCUUACCACCAGAACAUGUGAAGAGCGCCCCGGCCUUACCACCAGAACAUGUGAAGAGCGCCCCGGCCUUACCACCAGAAGACGUGAUGAGCGCCCCGGCUUUGCCACCAGAAGAGGUGAAAAGCACCCCUGUACGUGCAGAAGAUGAUAAGAGUGUCCCGGCUGUGAGACCAAAUGACGUGAAGAGUGCUCCAGUUGUAAGACCAGAAGACGUGAAGCAUGCUCCAGUCAUACAACCAGAAGACGUGAAGAGUGCUCCAGCUGUAAGACCAGAAGACGUGAAGAGUGCUCCAGCUGUAAGACCAGAAGACGUGAAGAGUGCUCCAGCUGUAAGACCAGAAGACGUGAAGAGUGCUCCAGUUGUAAGACCAGAAGACGUGAAGAGUGCUCCAGUCAUACAACCAGAAGACAUGAAGAGUGCUCCAGUUGUAAGACCAGACGACGUGAAGAGUGCUCCAGCCAUACAACCAGAAGACGUGAAGAGUGCUCCAGUUGUAAGACCAGAUGACGUGAAGAGUGCUCCAGAUGUAAGACCAGAAGACAUGAAGAGUGCUCCAGCCAUACAACCAGAAGACAUGAAGAGUGCUCCAGCCAUACAACCAGAAGACGUGAAGAGUGCUCCAGAUGUAAGACCAGAAGAUAUGCAGAGCGUUACCACUGUCCCAUCUAAUUUAAUCACACAACAGGAAGCGUAUGAGAAACAAGAUGGAGGCCCUGCGAUGGUUAACAUUACACAGACUCAGGUGAACCCCACUUCUCAGAUGUCCAAUCCACCUGCACAGCCAAGUCUUGGGUUGUCAUCAUUAUCCCCAAUUCGUGUCCUGGACCCUUCUAGCCCACAUAGGAAUAUAUCCUCCAAACCCCCUCUUCCGAUUCCCUCUAGAUCCAACCUAUAUCCUGGUCAUCCCCCCCGUGAACAGGAGACCUCCACCAGUCAUGAGACCGCAUCCCUGUCUAGUUUCAAGUCCAAGGCUCCGGCUCCAGACACCCUCAGUUAUUUGGACUCUGUCAGUCUGAUGUCUGGCACCAUGGAAUCCCUCACUCUACUGGAUGACGCCAGCUCUUUAGGCUCUGACUCUGAGAUUAAUGGCAUGCCGUACAGGAAGACUGACAAAUACGGCUUUCUGGGUGGAAAUCAAUUCAGUGGUAUCGGGGAGAGUGCGAUCCCUGUGGAAAUUGCUCGACAGCGAGAACUGAAAUGGUUGGAGAUGUUCAAUAACUGGGAUAAGUGGCUGACCAGGCGUUUUCAGAAGGUGAAGCUGAGAUGCAGGAAGGGGAUCCCAUCUUCCCUGAGGGCCAAGGCCUGGCAGUUCCUCUCCAACAGCCAUGAACUUCUUAUGAAAAACCCUGGGAAAUUCGAUGAAAUGGAGCGGCAACAAGGAGACCCCAAGUGGUUGGAUGUGAUCGAGAAAGAUCUCCACCGUCAGUUUCCUUUCCAUGAGAUGUUUGCAGCGCGAGGUGGACACGGGCAGCAGGAUCUGUACCGCAUCCUUAAGGCGUACACCGUAUACCGGCCGGAGGAGGGAUACUGCCAGGCCCAGGCUCCGGUGGCAGCGGUCCUGCUUAUGCACAUGCCGGCCGAGCAAGCGUUUUGGUGUCUGGUCCAGAUCUGUGACAAAUACCUCCCGGGAUAUUACAGCGCUGGCCUGGAAGCCAUCCAGCUGGAUGGAGAGAUUUUCUUUGCCUUGUUGCGCAGGGUUUGCCCCAUGGCCUACAGACACCUGAAGAAGUUUAAGAUUGACCCCAUCUUGUAUAUGACCGAGUGGUUCAUGUGCAUCUUCUCCCGCACGUUACCCUGGGCCUCAGUGCUCCGCGUUUGGGAUAUGUUCUUCUGUGAAGGGGUGAAGAUCGUGUUCCGUGUGGGGCUGGUGUUAUUGAAGCACACGCUGGGAUCGGUGGAUAAGCUGCGGAGCUGUCAGGGAAUGUACGAGACCAUGGAGAAGCUAAGAAGCCUCCCGCCACACUGUAUGCAGGAGGAGGUCCUGCUCCCUGAGGUGAGUUCCCUUCCUGUUACCGAUGCUUUAAUAGAGAGAGAGAGUAACACCCAAUUACGGAAAUGGCGGGAAAAUCGGGGGGAGUUACAGUACCGCCCUUCACGACGUCUGCAUGGAGCCAAACAGAUCUAUGAAGAGAAGCUCCGCCUCAACCCCACCCUCAGCGGCAGCCGUCUCAGCCUGUCCAGCCUCCGCCGACCAUCCCCACCAACAACACCGGCACUUGCUGUGCAGCCUGAAUCUGUGGUGGUGUCCGAAGGACUCCAUCCGGCACUACCCUCCCCAACCUCCAACAAGGCUCCUCUUGGACCACCCAGAGAAGCCACCAAGAAGGGCAAAGAGAAGCAAAGGGAGCAGGAGAGAAAAAGAGAGAGAGAAGAGCGUGAGCGAGAAAAGAAGAGAGAAAAGGAAGAGCGAGAGGAGCGGAGGAAGGAGAAAGAGCGGGAAAAGCAGAAAGAGAAGGAGGAGAAGAGAGUUCAGAAGGAGCGAGAGAAGGCCGAUACCAGACAGAAGAAGGAGAGGAAAUUUUCCUUCAGGCGCAAAGAGUCUUCAUCUACAGCAGACUCUCCAAGGAAUAGUGGUCCCGGGGCUACAGACAGUGGUGCAGCUCAUGACACUUACUUCUGAAGGGCCUGAGUGUUUCAGUCGUUGUAGAGUUUUAUGGACUGUGUCCUGCCAGGACUGGUGUUACCCCAUCUGUACUCGAAACAUCUCAUACCCUUUGCCCAUGGCUCUGUGGUGACUGGAUGAGGGGCCGGCUCUUCACUUUGUCAUAGGAAACCUUAAAACUGGAAACCUCUUCCUCCAAGGCAAUUUCUUCUUCCACUACCCCCAAUGUAUGGCCACAGCUUCGUCUCCUGCCCUUCAGGUCUCCAGAGAUAGACUUGGGGGACAGUGGACUCCGGCUCCUCUGUAAAAUCCAGAUGUCGUGGUCUUUAGAAGAAGAAACACUAUUGUCCAUUGGCCUUUGAUCUGUUUUCCUUAUUCUUUGGCUGCUGCAUGCCCUCCAUCCUUCUCGUGUGUGUGUGGGGGGGGGGGGGGCCCCUGUGCUUUGCCCAUGGCGGUGCCUGCACCUCAUCCUUCUAGUGUCUGUGGGCCCAGGGCGGUGCCUGCACCUCAUCUUUCUGGUGUGUGCGGGCCCCUGUGCUGUGCCUGCACCUCAUCCUUCUAGUGUGUGUGGGCCCCUGUGAAGUGCCCAUGGCGGUGCCUUGUGGACAGACGAGAAGCUGUUGUGUUUUGCACUCACAUUGAAAUGAAUGGAAGGUCCUUGUUUACAAUUGUUCGAGGGAUUGCACUUGAUUUGAGUUCCUCUCCUGAGAUGCCUGGUCCUCCUCCCUCGGUGCAUGCCCCGCCUCCACAUUUCACUUUUAGUUGUAUAUAUUUUGGUUACGUUGCUUUCUGUUUUUAAGUGAUUGUUCUGUCCUCCUGAACGCACCGUAUGCAGCUCUGGACCUGGCAGUUGAUCCCACAAGGUGUGCAGAACAUGGGACUAUAUGGACCUCAGACAUGUGUACAUACCUGUAUAUUUAUCUCUGUCUAUAAGGUAAAACGUGAUUCGUGCCGAGAGGCUGAUCCUGUAAUGUAUUCAUCGCUGCAUAUCCUGAGCUUCCGCCGCUCUAUGUGAGCGCCCCCCAUAAUAAUGAGCUGCUUCAUUCUACUCCUCCCUCUGCUCCACCCCUUAUAAUGAGCUCCUCCCUCUGCUCCAUCCCUUAUAAUGAGCUCCUCCCUCUGCUCCAUCCCUUAUAAUUAGCUCCUCCCUCUGCUUCACCCUUAUAAUUAGCCCUUCCCUCUUCUCUACCUUUUACAAUAAGCCCCUCCCGCUGCUUCACACUUAUAAUUAGCUCCUCUCUCUUCCCCACACCUUAUAAUAAGCUCCUCCCUCCCCUCUACCCCUUACAAUUAUUCCUCCCUUUUCCCCACCCCUUACAAUUAGCUCCUCCAUCUCCCCUGCCUCUUCCCCACCCCUUACAAUUAGCUCCUCCCUUUACUCCACCUCAAGUUUCUACUCAUUUGCCCCUUGUGUCCUGCCCAUGGUGGUCCUUUUCUUUGUGUCCAGCCCAUGGUGGUCCCUUUCCUUGUGUCCUGCCCGUGGUGGGCCUUCCGCCGUAUGUUCUGCAUGAUACAUUUCAUUCCGGCUCCGCAUCGGUCAUCCUCUCCUGCACUGAAGAUUGAACUGGAUUAUAUUUAAUAUUAUCGAUCUGUGAGGAUUUGGGGUACAGUUUGGACGUGGGGUGACUGUUGUGUUACGCCUCAACCUCUAUUGCAUCAUUACACAAGUGUAACCCUG
Hyla sarda is the source of this 6640-nucleotide messenger RNA. Its product is annotated as nascent polypeptide-associated complex subunit alpha, muscle-specific form-like. Bases 151 to 4980 code for a protein of 1609 amino acids. The record is from RefSeq and is a predicted model, not a curated record. Lineage: Eukaryota; Metazoa; Chordata; Amphibia; Anura; Hylidae. The transcript has 9 exons.